Lagenorhynchus albirostris (white-beaked dolphin) is the source of this 2541-nucleotide messenger RNA. It is a transcript of the gene NRIP2, whose product is annotated as nuclear receptor interacting protein 2. Gene Ontology annotation, biological process: proteolysis. Bases 235 to 1017 code for a protein of 260 amino acids. NCBI's taxonomy places the organism in Eukaryota, Metazoa, Chordata, Mammalia, Artiodactyla, Delphinidae. The record is from RefSeq and is a predicted model, not a curated record. The transcript is spliced from 5 exons. Gene Ontology annotation, molecular function: aspartic-type endopeptidase activity.
CCUCUCCUCCAGGGCUGGGUUUUUCCAGCCGGAGCCCCGCUCCCUCUACUGCAAGCUCUGGAAAUUGGUGUCUGACGUCGCCGCUCCUGCACGUUAUUUAUUUACUUCCUCUUUUCUUCCCUCCGCUGAGGCCCUCCGGUUGGGAGAGCUGCAGGCAGAAAGCUGCCGGGUGGAGGAAGCAGAGAGGACGGUGGGCAAGACCGCUCAGGAGCCCCCGGCCUGCCCGUGGGGGUCAUGAGCGUCCGGCCGGACGCCCCGAGGGAGGAGGGAGAUGCCGGGGACAGGGGACAGGAGGCAGAGCUGCGGGGCCGAGCCAGCAGCCGGCAGCGCCAGCACAGACAGGCCACCCGGUUCCUGCACAAGGACUCGGCCGACCUGCUCCCCCUGGACGGCCUCAAGAGGCUCGGCACCUCCAAAGACUGGCAACCGCACAACGUGAUCCAGAGGCGUCUGGUGGAGGGGAACCCGAGCCGGCCUCAGGGGGAGCACCCCUUGGUGCAGGCCGCGAUCCACGGCCAGGAGACCAGGAGGAAGACCAGCAAGACAGAGAGGCCAGCUCUUCUGGUCAACUGCAAGUGCCAGGACCAGGUUCUUCAGGUGGCCGUGGACACGGGCACCCACUACAAUCAGAUCUCCGCUGGAUGCCUCAGCCGCCUGGGGUUAGGGAAGAGGGUCCUAAAAGCCCCAUCUGGGGACCUGGCGCCUGGGCCCCCAGCCCAGGUGGAGCAGCUGGAACUACAGCUGGGCCAGGCAACCGUGGCGUGCUCGGCCCAGGUGGUAGGUAAGUCCCCUCUCCGUCAGCAUCCCCACGUCUCUGCUCUUGCAGCUCUCCCUCCUGGGCGGGGCGAAGGCAGAGCCUGUCAGCUCCUGCCAGCACAGACAAGGUACCCCCAAAGAUGCUCUGAUUAUCCCCAAGGUUCUCUGGCCUGGGGUGGUGGGGGGAGCAGAGAAGGGGCGAGUGCUGACAGGAGGACAGCAGCAUUCUCAAACGGUUCCCGCAGAUGUGGAGAGUCCUGAACUCUGCCUUGGCCUGCAGACUCUGCUCUCUCUCAAGUGCUGCAUUGACCUGGAGCAUCGCGUGCUGCGGCUGAAAGCCCCCCUCCCUGAGCUGCCCUUCCUGCCUUUGCACCAAGAGCCGGACCAGUGACCGCUGCCCCAGAUGGUCCCCAGGGGAAAGCUCCUUGCCUGAAGGGAAGAGCCAAGGGGGAAUGGGACAUGACUAGAGCCAGGUAGCUGGGACAGCUGGGUCUGUCCCUCUUGUCACCACCCUGGCCCCUUUCCCGUUUCCCAGUCAGCCACACUCCUCUGCUUCUCAGCACCUGCCCCAUCCCCCAGGAGGAAUGUUCCCUGGAGAGGGCCCGUGAUCUCAGGGUUCUGGUUUCCCCGUCCUCUCUCAUCCCCGCCAUCCCAAGAAGAGCGGAGCUAAGUCAGGACUGCAGAAAAGGACAUCAGCAGAGCGGGGUCCUGGCUGGGCCCCUGGCACAGCAUGGGGUGGCCCGAGUCCAAGGCUACAGCCUGCUGCUGGCCCCUGCCUGCCCCGUCCACCCCGCACACCGUCGAGGCCUUGACUCCGCGUGGCUCGCCUCACAACUAGCCUGCCCCCCUCCCCGGCCCGGGCCCCUGGCCCUGCUGUGUCCACUUCUCUGAUCUGCGCAUAGCUGAGCGGGAGAGAAAUGGUCACCACAACAGUAGAGAAAUGCCUAGCCCAUGAGGGCCGGGGGUUCCUUCAUCGGCUGCCUCUUCUGGGGCUGCAAACGUCUGAAGCCAAUUAUUAGUCGAUGCCCUGCGCAAACCUUGGGUAAACCUCUACUAUUUACUCCAGAUACGUACCCUCCACCUGCUUCCUCACCCACUGGGCAUGUGUGGAGAGCCCUGUGGGGAAUGGCCCCCCAAGGCAGAUAGGAAUGGUGACGUUGCCAGGACCCAGACUUAACCUGACCAAUAUUCCUUCUUAUUUCUAGAACUAUCCACUUCAUUAGACCUUCUUCCCACCCCUCAUCUCUGGCCUCCUGAGCUUGAGCUGGUUUUUUCUGGCAUCAGUGGCUACCCAACCCCCCCACCCCGGCCCUGAGUCCAGCAAAGACACAAGGAGGCUUUGCUACCUUCCCUGUGAAGAGCCCAAACCUCAAAGGGCCAGGCCCCCAGGUGCCUCUCUGGCUGGUUUGAGUCUCUCAUAUGUUGGAUUAGGGGAGAGGAAGACAGUGGUGUAACUAACCCGACCAGGGGACUAGGACACUCAGCGCGGAGUCAAAACCCUGAGCCUGGAGUAGAUGAGAUCUGAGCAGAACCAGGAUCUGCCGUGAGCCCUGGCCAUACCUUUCUCAGCUGAGUCCUCUGCACCCAGAGGAGAGGAGAGGGGCUCACUGGCACAGGUGUGAGAGUGCGCUGGCCCCUCUGGCCCUGCUCCUCGACCCCUGCUCUCCCGGGCCUCUCCCUGUCCCCCUCCCUUCCGCCUCCUUUGCUUCUGCAAUUGCAGACCCAGGCCCAAGGAGGCCCUCAGCUCAGUGGCUUCCCCAUUUGAAUAAACACCUGUUUGUCCUA